This is a messenger RNA of Belonocnema kinseyi, 1609 nucleotides long. RefSeq lists its product as uncharacterized. The record is from RefSeq and is a predicted model, not a curated record. NCBI's taxonomy places the organism in Eukaryota, Metazoa, Arthropoda, Insecta, Hymenoptera, Cynipidae. The transcript has 8 exons. The coding region runs from base 272 to 1438 and encodes 388 amino acids.
GGACACAAACAUUGAUGACAGACAAAUCCAAAUAUGUAACCAUUCUCCACUUCUACUGGAAAUCCGAUAUUAAUUGGUAACAUUUGAGUCCACCUAUUGUGUUCAAACUCAACUUUUCCAUUGAAAAUUCAUGUGCACGGAGAGAAGUUUGGUAGAGCCGCUCACCCAACACGUACUAUAGCGCCCACAUUUCGAAGCUGCUGAUCUGCAUUUUUUCGAGAAUCAAAGUCAUUGAAGUAAACGUCAGUGAAUUUUAUACAAAAAUUCAAUCAUGGCUUCGAAGGUCCUCGUGAAAUUACCAACGGUCCCAUUUCCACAAGGGAAAAAACCACCACCAGAAUUGGUGAGUUUACCGAAUCGAAAUGAAGGCACUGCACAAACGCGACACCAAAGAUUCAAUGGUGAUAGAACAGCUCAGUUGGAACAAAAUAUGAAAUUUUUACAAGAGCAGCAUCAAGCUACACUUGUUGCUCUUCAUCAAGAAGUGGAAACUUUGCGUCAGCGAAAUAGAGAUCUGCAGUUUCAACUGGUUUUCUCGAAAGGAUCUAACGUUUCGAGUACCGCCUCAUCUCCCGAAGAUAGUGGAAAUGGGUUCACGAAAGCAAAGGGAAGCCCAGCGUAUGUUAACGUCACUCCCCUCCAGGUUGAACUUCUAGAAAAAGAUCUUCAGGACAUCAAGACUUCCUUGAAUGAGUCGAAAACGCACAAUAUUCACCUUUCUGAAAUUAUCGAGAAACAGAAAAAAAUUUUGGAAUUGACUGACGUACGAGCCGAAAAGCUCGCGGUAAAGGACGUGGGAGUCCAGAUAGAAAGCGGUCCAGAUGCUGCGCAAGUGGAUUUAGCAACACGUUUGGAAGAUGCAGAAGCUAUGGUGAAAAGAUUGCGUCGAGAAAACGAGGAUCAGCGAAGAGAAAUGGCCACAAUGAAAGCUACUUUAUACAACGGUAAUGGAUCCGGCAGUGGGCGAAAUCGUGGACCCAACAAUGGACAUCAUUACCGUAGCUCUCAGGGUGAAGGAGACGAGCACAAUUCCCACAAAUUUCCACCCUUGCAGACUCAGAGCUACUGGCAUCGCGGUUCCAGAGGGAAUCACAGUUUUGACCAUAAUUCGGAAUACCACCGAAACGGAAGGAGUCGCGUUGAGAGGCAAGAUCGUGAACCGGAAGUUGAUAGUACCGUUUUACCACAACUUCGCAAUGGGGCGAUCAAAUCAGAUAAUUCCACAAGUUAUCCACCCUUCUACAGAUCGAGGGGGUAUCUAAACGGAGGGGGAAAUUACCACCGAGAUGGUGGAAACAGGAAAUACAGAGGUCAUAGACAACAGAGGGAUCGCAGAGAGAGCGAACCUCGGGAUCAUCGUCGGGAAUACAAGGAGCGAGAAUACCCCGAAGCUGUGGCCGAAGGAUCCAGGGAUUCCAAAAGUAUUAGGAGGCAGUAGAGAUUUUUUCAUCCGCUCUAAAAAAAAAAAACUUAAAUUAUUAUUAAUAUACCUGCAUUCGUAAAUCACGCAUGUUUUCAUUCUUUAACUGAGUACGAGUGAACGCACUUGGGAUUCGAUAUAGGGAUGUGGUAACGAAGAGUAAUUAAAUUUGGAAACGUAAAAAAUUAA